AUGAGUGUCAAAGCGAUGAAUAAUGAACUAGAGUGAUCUGCAGUCUUGCCACGUACUGCUCUCUUGGGCGAUACGCGAGGUGGCCCUGAAAGCAACUUCACUGCGGAAAAGACAACUGAGUCACUUAGAGUUGCCAAAUAUAGAUUCCUAAAAAAAGGUGCCUGUUGCUCAAAGUGAGAUCUAUUCAAAUCGAAUGGCAGGAUCAUUGUUUUCGCCCUUUCCAGAACUCCGAUGGUGACUCACAUACUGGCUAAUCAGGUAUUCUGUGCAGAGACAAUUAUGAAGGGUAGAGAUAAGAAAACACACUGAAAGGACGCAUCUGUAGAGUCUGUGCAUAGCCAGAAAUGAGCUACUGAUGAAUGAAAUGAUAAGCGGUUAAUGUUUGUUGGGAGCUCUAUAGGUCAGGUAAUAAGUGUGACGUAGCAGUGCCACAGUCAACAUCUUCUUUAAGUUGCUCUUUGAAUACUCAAGUCGUUAGGUGAAUCAUGUUUUGCGCUUGGACUGCUAGCCAUUUGCGUUGUCAUAUUUGGACUGAUCUAUUGGCUGCUUGCCACAGCGUCGCUUUGCGUGCACAGUCUAAUUAGACAGCUCAAUGCAACUGCACUUCUGUCAGUUUUGCCAUAUAAGGCUAGAAAGCAAGAAUGUAUAUAAUACACACAUUCUCAGUCACGCCACAUGAUUCAUCAAGGAUAGUUUAAUUGGCAAAAAUGAUCCAUUAGUAAUUCCUCUGCUUUCCCACUUUCCUCCACAUUGCAGUGAGCUGUAACAGGGGAGAAAAUGGAUUUACUGAAGUAAAUGCACGACGGGAGACAACAAACAACACGUAACGCUAUGUAUUCAUGAGCCUCAUAACAUCUAUAUGGACAUGCAACGAUGACAAACGGCAUAAGAUCAGACUAAUGUUCGGCAUCAUAGCUGAACUUGAGAGUUAGUUAUAGUAACGGCGGUACAUGAGAAAUGAUUCGCUGCAGUUCAGUUAGAAAAGCCCCCCUCAUCGACUCCCUCCUCCCUGCACACAGGAGCCCGGUGACUCCGUCUACGUUUUACACUCUGACUCCACCCACCGCUCGGUUUUGUCCAAAUCGGGAUUUUUGCGUCGCCGGGGCUCCCGAUUUCAAGCCUACGUCAUCAACAGGGAGAGGGGAUGCUGACGUCGGAGCAGAGUCAGAGUCAAGAGUGGAAGCGUUGGGAGGGGUGAGAGAAGAGAGUUUCAGCCUUGUGAGCAUUGAUAUGAGGCACAUCAAAUCACCUAAAGCAACCCCCCUUCCCCUCUCUCCUUCUUACGUCGGUGUUUGCGCGUUGGGAGCCCCCCUACACCAGCCUAUAUAAGUAACCGGCAAUCAUAGUAACUCCACCAGAUUUACGGGCUCCCGAUAUCUGGGCGAGAAACGGCUUUUUCAGCAGCCGAACCGACCAACACUCCGAACCGGAGGAAGUUUCCAGCCAGCCUCCGGUCCGCAGGCGCUUUGGCGGAACCGAAGAGGAAAAGCCGGACAUGUGAGCAUACCGUGACAGAGUUAGACUCUGACCGCAUUCAAGGAAAGACAGUCGGGGCUUUCCUCCAGGCACGCUACAGUCAAAAAUACAUCACCAAAUAACCGUUUAGCUUCCCCUCGAACAUCGACCACGAUGUACCGUUCCACUAAAGGAGCCUCGAAAGCUCGGAGAGACCAGAUAAACACAGAGAUAAGGAACCUGAGGGACUUGUUGCCUAUCUCCGAUGCGGAUAAGGCACGCCUCUCCUAUCUACACAUCAUGUCCCUUGCGUGCAUAUACACGAGAAAAUCUGUCUUCUUCUGCCAAGAGGCAGCUGCAGCUGGCAGUGCUGAGGAAAGUGGAGGAUUCCUCUCAUUUCACGAGCUUUCUGAGCUGGUGCAGUCAAUGCCAGGUUUUCUGCUGUUACUGACUGCAGAAGGAAAGCUACUUUACCUUACAGACAGUGUCUCGGAGCACCUUGGACACUCAAUGGUAGAUUUGGUUGCUCAAGGGGACAGUGUGUAUGACAUAAUAGACCCUACAGACCAUGCUAUUAUGAGGAGUAACCUGGUGCCUCCAACUUCCCCUGAUACUGAUCGAUUGUUCCGCUGCCGUUUCAACACCUCCAAAUCAGUGCGAAGGCAGAGUGCUGGCAACAAGCUUGUUUUGAUUCGAGCUCGCUGCUUGCCACCAGUACCUGGCCCUUCCCCCCCAGGAUCCUACUGGACUUCCAAUCCAGUGUGGGUGUGCUCUUGCGCACCUCUGGAACCCCACCCACCCCGACCCAGCACCUCCACCGAACAACCUUUGACCCCAUCAUUGGAGAGCAGUUUCCUCCUAGUGUCUUUUCACUCACAACACAGUCGUGACAUGAGACUGCAGGAUGCACAGGAUAGUGUCAGUAUCUAUCUGGGUAUCGAUGUGGAGACUCUUCGCUCUCAUUCCUGGUACAGCCUGCUGCAUCCACAGGACCUUACACAUGCUUCUGCUCAGCAUCGCAGCCUUUUGAGAGAAGGAGGAGAAGGCAGAGCUGAAAUGGUGGUUCGUGUGGAGGCUGGGGAUCAUUCAUGGGUCUGGCUUUACAUGGUCCUGCAACUGGAGACUGGAGAGAACCCUAUCAGCAGCAGCAAUUAUGUCAUAAGUGAGUCAGAGGCCUGGGCAGUGAGGCAACAACUGAGCUCUGAAGAGACCCAGCUCUCUGUGGUGCUGAGCACCAGCACCUCCCAACAAGACACCCUCAGCUUGCAGAGUCCUGAUACACUCUCCAGUCCUGACCAAGUGUUCACACCUGGGAGCAGUGGUCUCUCGGGUCAGUCAUUUGACUUCAGCAUGGCAGUGUGCAGCACAGGCUCUACAGAGGAACAAGGUGCAAGCUCUUCUAUUGAACCGAUGCCACUGGAAAGUGGUCCACGCUCUAGUCUUUCCUCUCUGGAGGAAGAGACCUUGUUCCAGCAGCCACCCAGUGAAUCAAUGGACAGGCCUUCAGCUGCUUCAUCCCCUGACACAGUGGCCACAGUGUCAGAUUUGGACUUCCUCACUCAGAACAUUCUCCUGCCCCCUGCUUUUCAGGUAGAUCCUCCACUACCUGCACUGCCCCUUCCUUUACCCCCUGUGCCUACCUCCCAGGCCCAGCAGACUAAGGAGUUUGUGUGUACCCCUCCAUAUACACCUCAGCUAGGGAGCAGCAGCUUUCCCUUUGGGGAACCUCUCUUCAGUUUUGAUCCCACUGGUGCCACCACACCUCCACCCCUUCCACCAACUGCAACAGUCACAACUACAGUAGCUCCCACUCUUUCUCCAUCAGCUCCCUCAAACCCUCAGGGCAGCCCUGCUCCUCCAACCACCACACUUUCCACCUUGGUUCCACUCAGCCUGCCAGCCUUGUCUACAGAAAUUCUCUUCCCUUCAGAGCCUUGCAGUGGCUCACUCUAUGAGAAGCUUCCUCCAACCCCAGACAGUCCAGGUGAUGGGGACUGCACUGUUAUGAGCCUGCCUGAGGUUCGUGGUCCACUGUAUGUUGAUGUCCCAUAUGGGCCACUCCCCUAUCCACCUGAAGGUCUGCUCACACCUGAAACCUCCCCUGGAAAACAACCGAGCCUGUCUUUCUUCUCGCUUGAGCAGGAGAGAGAAAAAGAAAGAACUGAGAUCUCCCUUUUAGCCCAUCACAUAAGCACACUAGCUGAAGGCUUCUACCUGGAUCCUCUCCUCUCUAAGCUGUUACCCUCUCCUAUCUCUCCUCGACCAUCAUCUCCCUCGCUUGACUCAGAAGGACCCGAGACCAUCUCGCUUCUGGGUGAAUUCUACCCUGUCAAAUCCUGGAGAGGUCUGGACCUGCCCAUCUUCCCAGACGAUGACUCUCUGUUUGAAGAGAGUGUCUUAGAGACCAUCUUCCAAGAUCUCUCCUCACCAUCACUCUCUUCCACCCCUUCCUCUCCCUCCAGUCCUCCCUCUUCCCCUCCGACUCCUGAGUGCUGGCAUCCACCCCUGCACUUUGACAGGGUCUCUGCUAUGAGUGCCGGCCACUUCUGUAGCGUCCAAUCGGCGCACUCUAACCAUGCGGCCAGGUGCGGGGCCACACUGUCGCCAGUCAACAAGGGUGACAUGGUGGAUGGGAAGGCGGCAGGCGAAGUUGCCAUGGAGACAGAGGUUGUGUCAUCACCACUGUCAACCAGUAUCCCGGCAUCUCCACCGCUACAGCUGACAGCCUCGCCUGUCACUCCGGUGCCUGUCGACUCACCCGUCAGCCCCGCAUCGCCUGGUCUGCCCUGCGCCCAGUCCCUCCUCGAGGAGCUGGCCGCCUUGGAACCCAUGUUUGGGGCAGGUGCCUCGAUCGCCCCUGGCCUGGGGCAACAACCUGAGUUGUAUCAACUCCAAAGUCACCUGCCACAACAGUGCUUCCACAAAGGUAAAAAAAAAUUUCUGUUAACAAUUUUCUGCAAACCUAUACUUAAACUAAUAGAAUGAGACUGAACAUUGAAGUAGUAAUAACCUUCUGUUUUUAUUCUUCUUUCUCAUUGUCUUUCAGAUGGGAGUGGAAGUGAUCCUCCGUUCUAAAAUAAGUCUGUGACUUACUUCAUUAAGUAUGGCAUAUUGUCAUAUUUCAUGGAGCUACUUUUACUAAAAAGUGAAGAUUAUUUAACUGUAUAAUUAUAUACAUAAUGUAUAUAAGGAUAAAAAGACUUCCUCAUAUUGCUCAUAUGAGAAAAGAAAAGAGUCAGUCAUAUUUUGUUCAUGUAUUUCUCCAUGAAUUUAUAUGUCAGGAAUGGUGCACCAUCUCAGCAAUGAUGCAAUACACUAGCUGUGUUGACCAAGUUGUGAAAGCACUUGGAGGUCAGUUUUUGUCUCUGCUUUACUGUAACAUGAGCUUUUAUCAGAGACUAAGAUCUCUUACUUUGCAAGCGCAGCUCAACUUACAGACUUGCAUUUGUAUUCACUCGUAGUGAAAAUACUCUGAAGUUGUGAACUCUGAAGAUGUGGACAUAAAAUCUUACCUUCAUAUCUCAGAUAAAAAAACAGUUUAAAGCUCAACACUUAUAAUGGCAGUGUCACACACACAAAGCCCAAUGUAUAGAAAAUGUACCUAGCCAUUUAGUAUCAUAGCUAGCAAUUUCUAUAAAAAUCUUCAAUAUUUAGAUUUUAUCAGGCUUUCUUCAGCUUAGUUAGUCGGCUCUCAUUUGAAAACAACAAUGUCAACUGCACUACUAAAUAAGAAAUCCAGGCAACACUGAGCUUUGGGUUUGUGGCUGCUAUGUUCUUUUUACAAAUCUGUGUAUCAGUGUGGUGUACAAAUGUUUCUUUAAUCUGUGAACAUAUAUAAGCCAGUGUGCAAGAGAAGUCAGUUUUCCAGCACUCUUUAACCAGUCCAGUGGACACUCUCUGUAGGAGAAACCCCAAGAUGAUAUUGAGAAGAACAGAAGAUGACUGCACUCCACUGGACUGAUACUUUGGCUAGUGUUCAAUGGCUCCUUGGUCAGCCAUGUUCAUGGGCAAGGUUAAAUGCAAAUGCACUGGACUUUUGCAGCAUCAAUAUUUGUAAUGCUUGCAAUCUGUUGUUGCUCUUGUAUGCUUCGCACAACCAAGGCUUGCUGAACCCAGCCAGGCAGCAUAUUUAUACAGUGAAUACCACAGUAACAUCGUAACUUUACUGUGUGCGGUGUAGAGUGGUGAACAUGACCGUGUGAAUGACCAAUUCUUCUUUUUUGAGAGGCGCUUAAAAAAAACAAAAAAACAAUGUGAACUUUUGUUUCAAAAAUUGAGUGGACUAUAGGGAUGGGGUACUAUUUCUAUUCAGUUACUAGUCGACAUGGGUUGAGAAUGGUUCAAUUCCCAUGGUGUCGACAUGCUAACGUAGAGUUGUCUACGGUCAAGUAAAGGAUUGAUUCCUACGUUCUACCUAUUUACAUGCUAAGUUAAAAAAAGUAUUAUACUGUAUGUGUGCUGUUAUACAGAAUGAAUGUUUGGUGUACAUGCCUCUAGACAGGCAUGUGCUGAGGUUUCAGUAUGGUAAUAGGAUGUAUACAUUUGUAAAUUUGUACAAACAACAGAUCUGUACAUAUCAGAGACCUUUGUAUAUGAUGAAAAGAUACUUGACAUAUGCUAUAUAUGAAGAAUGGACAUUGUGGAUCAGUGUUCUUUUUGUGUCGCUGAUAAGUGUAUUUGGCUGUCAAAAUCAAAUGCAUUUAUAUUAAAGUGCACUUAAAUCUGCCCAUGUCUUCUGUAUCAUUGUCUUCUGUACCUUUGCUUCUUCGAGCUUUUCAUUCUUUGCUUGUUCACUAUCAUCUGUACAUUACUCCCGUUCUCUCUACCAUUCCAUAGCAUCCCCUCCUUCCUGUACACUCUCUCUCUCUUUCUUACCCUGGAGCAUGGACUGCUCAGCAACAGCACUG
Messenger RNA from Pangasianodon hypophthalmus (striped catfish), 6362 nucleotides. RefSeq names its product neuronal PAS domain protein 4a (gene npas4a). Gene Ontology annotation, molecular function: protein dimerization activity; RNA polymerase II transcription regulatory region sequence-specific DNA binding; DNA-binding transcription factor activity, RNA polymerase II-specific. Bases 1630 to 4440 code for a protein of 936 amino acids. Gene Ontology annotation, biological process: regulation of transcription by RNA polymerase II. The transcript has 7 exons. Lineage: Eukaryota; Metazoa; Chordata; Actinopteri; Siluriformes; Pangasiidae. The record is from RefSeq and is a predicted model, not a curated record.